Messenger RNA from Trifolium pratense (red clover), 1289 nucleotides. Its product is annotated as arginase, mitochondrial. Lineage: Eukaryota; Viridiplantae; Streptophyta; Magnoliopsida; Fabales; Fabaceae. The transcript has 7 exons. Gene Ontology annotation, molecular function: agmatinase activity; metal ion binding. The coding region runs from base 84 to 1100 and encodes 338 amino acids. The record is from RefSeq and is a predicted model, not a curated record.
AUUGUUUCACAUUUCACAAAAUAGUUAAGAGUUUCAUAGCUUCUCAUUUGCUAAAGUCAUAUCAUAGCAAUUGAAAUAUUAUAAUGUCAACUAUAGCAAGAAGAGGAUUUCAUUAUAUGCAGAGAUUAAAUGCUGCAAAUAUAUCACCUGCUUUGUUAGAGAAAGCCCAAAAUCGUGUCAUUGAUGCUGCACUUACAUUUAUUCGUCAAAGAGCAAAAUUUAAGGGAGAACUUAUGCGUUCAUUGGGAGGUGUUGUGGCAACUUCAUCUCUUCUUGGAGUUCCAUUAGGUCAUCAUUCAUCAUUCCAUGAAGGUUCUGCAUUUGCACCUCCUCGUAUUAGGGAAGCAAUUUGGUGUGAUAGCACAAACUCAACAACCGAAGAAGGAAAGGAUUUACGGGACCCGAGAGUGAUAACAAAUGUUGGCGAUAUUCCUAUAGAAGAAAUUCGAGAUUGUGGAGUAGAUGAUGAGAGAUUGGCCAAUGUCAUCACUGAAUCUGUCAAGUUAGUGAUGGAUGAGGAUCCAUUACGUCCCUUAGUUUUGGGGGGUGAUCACUCAAUAUCAUUUCCAGUUGUUAGAGCUGUAUCUGAGAAACUUGGAGGACAAGUUGAUAUUCUUCAUUUUGAUGCACAUCCUGAUCUCUAUCACAAUUUUGAAGGAAACUAUUAUUCACAUGCUUCUCCAUUUGCUCGAAUCAUGGAAGGUGGCUAUGCUCGACGACUUGUGCAGGUUGGUAUAAGAUCAAUAACAAAUGAUGUUCGUGAGCAAGUCAAAAAAUUUGGUGUAGAGACACAUGAAAUGAGGACAUUGUCACAAGAUCGCCCCAUUUUAGAGAACUUGAAACUAGGAGAAGGUGUUAAAGGAGUAUAUGUCUCAAUAGAUGUGGAUUCUCUAGACCCUUCAAUUGCUCCAGGAGUGUCUCACCAAGAACCAGGAGGCCUUUCAUUUAGAGAUAUUCUCAACAUUCUUCAAAAUCUUGAAGGUGAUAUUGUUGGUGGAGAUGUGGUUGAAUACAAUCCACAACUUGAUACUUAUGAUGGUAUGACUUCCCUAGUAGCUGCUAAGUUGGUCAGGGAAUUGGCUGCAAAAAUGUCAAAAUGAUCAUUAAUUUGUUGCUUAAUGUUGUUAUUGAUUAUACUUCAUUUAUUAAAUUAUUCAUCAUUAGUUAAUUAAAGAGUUUUCAUGUGCAAGUGUUUAAUUGCUCAAAAUUGUUGUGCUGUCAAUGCAUAUGAAACAUGCAUGUAUGUCUUAAUUUAUAGCUUGUUUUAAAUGAAUUUAAUGUCUGAAUAA